This is a messenger RNA of Tarenaya hassleriana, 2248 nucleotides long. RefSeq names its product far upstream element-binding protein 1. Gene Ontology annotation, biological process: regulation of gene expression. Gene Ontology annotation, molecular function: mRNA binding. Gene Ontology annotation, cellular component: cytoplasm. The record is from RefSeq and is a predicted model, not a curated record. The transcript has 7 exons. Bases 60 to 2015 code for a protein of 651 amino acids. Lineage: Eukaryota; Viridiplantae; Streptophyta; Magnoliopsida; Brassicales; Cleomaceae.
UUUCGCUUCCUUAUCUCCGCCUUUAGGGUUUCUCUUCUUCACUACCGAAGCUCUCUCUCAUGGCUGACGAAUCGCAGUACUCCUCCGGCGACAACAAGCGCAAGUACGAGGAGCAGACCUCUCCUCCGCAUUCCGUUGUAACCCGCAGGCCCACCGGCUUCUCCUCCGGCCCGAUCUCGUCUGCGUCUCCGGAUCCCGGGGUGGCAGCCGCCGCUCCUCCGCCGCCUUCGUACAACAGCGUUCCGCCUCCGAUGGAUGAAAUCCAGAUGGCUAAGCAGAAGGCUCAGGAGAUCGCCGCUCGGCUCCUCAGUAGCGCCGACGCCAAGCGUCCUCGCGUCGACAACGGCGCUGCGUUUGAUUCCGGCGAGAAAGGCUUUAGCACUGGUCCCUCUGAUGGUAAGCCUCUGUCAGGUUCGGUUUCCUCGAACAUACCUUUUUCGUAUGGUAGCUACCAGGGCACCACGAAGAAGAUUGAAAUUCCAAACAUGAGGGUUGGUGUUAUCAUUGGAAAGGGUGGGGAAACGAUUAAGUAUCUCCAACUUCAGUCAGGAGCCAAGAUUCAGGUUACUCGAGACAUGGAUGCAGACCCCAAUGCCCCAUCAAGGAUGGUAGAGCUAACAGGCACGUCAGACCAGAUUUCAAAGGCCGAGCAGUUGAUAAAUGAUGUCCUACAAGAAGCUGAGGCGGGUGGUUCAGGUGGAGUCUCCCGUAGGAUGAGUGGACAAGCAGGAUCUGAACAAUUCGUGAUGACAGUUCCCAAUAAUAAGGUUGGUCUUGUGAUUGGUAAAGGAGGUGAAACAAUUAAAUCUAUGCAAGCUAAGACCGGAGCUCGAAUUCAGGUUAUACCUUUGCAUUUACCCCCUGGAGAUACAUCAGCAGAACGGACUAUUCAGAUUGAUGGGACCAGUGAUCAGAUUGAGCAUGCCAAACAUUUAGUUAAUGAAGUCAUCAGCGGUGAGCAUCGUCUUCGAAACCCGUCAAUGGGCGGGGGAUACCCGCCGCAAGGUUAUCAAGCACGUCCUCCGUCAAGUUGGGGACCCCCUGGUGCCCCGCCAAUGCAACAAUCUGGUUAUGGUUAUAUGCAACCGGGUGGAUACUCGGGUCCGUCACCACCUCAGUACCAAUCGCCUUACGGAAGUUACCCUCCGCAACAAACAUCCGGUGGCUACCCCUCAUCGAACUGGGACCAUCAGUCAUCUAUGCCACCAUCGCAGCAAACCACUCAAGGUGGGUAUGACUAUUACGGGCAACAGCAACAUCCGUCUUCGCAGCAACAGAGCGGCGGUGGCUCAGCUCCUCCUCCGGCUGAUGGCUCAGGUUUCAAUUACUACCAGAAUCAAUCUGGCUAUGGCCAACCUGUGGCGCAGGGUUACCAUCAGGACGCUUAUGGUGCAUAUCAUCAACAAUCUGGAUACGGUGAACCUGGUUACGAUCAGCAGCAACAAGGCUAUUCUUCUGCAUCUGGUUAUAACGCAAAUAACCCGAGUCAAGAGGGUGGUGCUCAGGGAGAUUCAUCGCAACCUCCGCCUUCAGCCCAAUCGGGUCAGCAACCAAGCCCUAACCCGGCUGCUUACCCACCUCACGGUACUUCUACCGCUACUGCUCAGACCGGCUAUGGAGCUCCCCCGGCAUCUCAGGCUAGUUACGGAGGCCAGUCUGCUGGUUACGCGUCAGGCUAUGGAGCCCCAUCAACCCAGAAGCCUCCUUACAGUCAGAGCCAACAAUCUCCGGGCGCUCCUGGGAGCUAUGGGGGUCAGUCUGGGUACUCCCAACCACCGGCAGCUGGUGCACCUUUGUCGGGCCAGCAACCGGGCUAUGGACCGCCACCCACUUAUGGCAGCACCGCACCUGCAGGUGGUCAGCAAGGCUACGGCCAAGCCCAGCCGCCUAUGUACGGUUCAUACGGAGGAUAUACGCAAGCCAUGGGUGGGUACCCUUCAGACGGGUCUGCUGCUGCUGCCGCGGCUGGAGGCGGUGAACAAGGUGGAGCGAAGGGGUCGUCACCGAAGAGUUGAUAUCCAUGGAAGGCGUUUUUAAGGGGAUUGGAUGGUAAGGAAAUAGUUUUUUGUAUUUUUGAAUUUUGGAUGGUUAGAAUGGGAGAAAGCUUUCUUAUAAUCCCAAACAGAAAAACUUUCUAACGGAACGGGACGUGAAUUUUUUCCGUAUGCGUUGCAUUGUAUUGUGUUUUAGAUUUCUGUCCGGAACAGCGUUUUUGAUAACAUGGCUUUGUCAUGGACUCUUUUAUCUC